Messenger RNA from Cucumis sativus (cucumber), 1825 nucleotides. Its product is annotated as aldehyde dehydrogenase family 3 member H1. Gene Ontology annotation, molecular function: aldehyde dehydrogenase (NAD+) activity. Bases 158 to 1612 code for a protein of 484 amino acids. The transcript has 10 exons. NCBI's taxonomy places the organism in Eukaryota, Viridiplantae, Streptophyta, Magnoliopsida, Cucurbitales, Cucurbitaceae. The record is from RefSeq and is a predicted model, not a curated record. Gene Ontology annotation, cellular component: cytoplasm. Gene Ontology annotation, biological process: aldehyde metabolic process.
UAGUCCUUUUCCUACUUUGUAUUGGUUAUUUCGUCCCUUUAUAUAAUCUCCCAUCGGUGGAAUUCAGCGAAAACCAGAACUCCCCAUUCUUUUCUUUUUCUUUUGCUUUCCCUCUCCUUCUCUCUCUGCGUAUUUGAUAUCUUUAUCGGUAACGGCGAUGGCGGAAACAACGGUGUUCGACGGAGAAGCGGCGGAGAGAGUGGUGACGGAGCUGAGAGAGAGCUAUAAUUCCGGCAAAACCCGAAGCUACGAAUGGAGAGAGAAUCAACUGAAGAAUCUGUUGAAAUUGGUUUGUGAAAACGAAGAAGUGAUGGUUCAAACGGUUAAUUCCGAUCUUCAUAAACCCGAAUUCGAAGCCUUCGCUCAUGAGAUAGCUCUAUUAAAAGGUUCGUGUAAAUUGGCAAUUAAGGAACUCAGGCGUUGGAUGGCACCAGAAAAGGUUAAAUCUUCAAUUACCGUAUUUCCUUCGUCUGCUGCAAUUGUACCAGAACCUUUUGGCGUUGUCCUAAUCAUUUCAGCUUGGAAUUAUCCAUUCUUGUUAUCUCUCGAUCCUGUUGUUGGAGCAAUAGCAGCUGGCAAUGCUGUGGUUCUAAAGCCAUCAGAAAUUUCCCCAAGAACAUCAUCUUUGAUGGCAAAACUUUUAGAAAAAUAUUUGGAUACUUCUGCUGUAAAAGUUGUUGAGGGUGCUGUUCCCGAAACUCAGGCUUUGCUGGAGCAAAAGUGGGACAAAAUAUUUUACACAGGCAAUGGAAAAGUGGGGCGCAUCGUGAUGGCAGCUGCUGCCAAGCAUCUUACGCCUGUUGUUUUAGAGCUUGGAGGAAAAUCUCCCGUAGUAGUAGAUUCAAAAAUCAAUUUACAAGUUGCGAGUAGGCGGAUUAUAGCUGGCAAGUGGGGUUGUAACAAUGGACAAGCAUGCAUUGCUCCAGAUUAUGUCAUAACUACCAAAGAAUUUGCUCCAAAAUUGGUGGAGUGUAUGAAACAAGAACUGGAGAAAUUUUACGGAAAGAAUCCCUUGGAAACUAAAGAUUUAUCUCGCAUUGUGAAUGCUAACCACUUCGAUCGCUUGACAAGGCUCUUAGAUGAUGAUAAAAUUUCUGGCAAGAUUGUGCAUGGAGGCGAAAAGGACAAAUCCAAGCUGCAGAUUGCUCCCACCCUCUUAUUGGAUGUUCCUCGAGACUCACUAAUCAUGACGGAGGAGAUAUUUGGUCCCUUACUUCCUAUUCUCACGGUCGACAAAGUGGAGGACAGCUUUGACAUAGUGAACUCGGGCACAAAGCCACUUGCAGCAUAUUUAUUUACCAACAACAAGAAGCUCAAGGAACGAUUCGUGGCUUGUAUCUCUGCAGGGGGCGUGGCCAUCAAUGAGACCGCAUUACAUCUGACGAUUAGCACACUACCGUUCGGAGGAGUUGGGGAGAGUGGAAUGGGAGCUUACCAUGGGAAAUUCUCCUUUGAUGCAUUUAGCCAUAAGAAGGCUGUUCUUUAUCGAAGUUUUGCCGGUGAUGCGCCAAUGAGAUACCCGCCAUACACGAAGGGAAAGCUGAGAAUUCUUAAGGCUCUUCUUGGAGGUGGCAUAUUGGCACUCAUUCGUGCUUUACUUGGUUGGUCAUAAGCAUUGCACCUUAUCGCACUUUGUAACUUCUUUAUUUAUGUGUUCUUUCCUUGAUGCCUUUUCAAGUUUUUUCCCCCUCUCCUUUGUAUUCAAGUUUUUGUCAUAUUUACAGAAUCAGUAGUGCUUUGGUUGAAAUUGUAUAAUUAAUGAGAGAACAUAAGUAUAUUCAAUAAAAAUUAUGUUGGUAGGAGUUAUUCUACAAAUUUUUAAUCA